CAGAAAAUACGUCCAGGUUCAAUGAACCUAUAAUGCCGCCUUCUCUUCAGGCGAUUCUCUCCUCUUUAUAUCUCUCAUGAGCGGUACACUAUAGAGACACAAAAAGCUUCACAAUUCGCAGAACCCAGAAGAAAAAUUGUCCAAAUUCUUAUAGCAGAGCGUCGGAAUAUGGCAUUGGCUUUCAGUUCUGCUGCUACCAUUCGCGGUUCUCAUCAUGAACAUACCAAAGUGCCCCAAAAAGGAUAUCAUCAACCGUUGGAUCGGCCAUUUCAUCAGCCGGCGGUGGUUAGCUUUUCUCGCAGGCAUUCUGAGGUAAAGCCAUUGAAUGCCGAGCCAAAGCGAAACGAGGCUGUCGUUGCCUCGGCAGCAACCUUAGCUGCUCCUGAGACUGCUGAGAAAGUAGAGUCAGAGGACUAUGUGAAAUUGGCUUAUCAGCUUGAAGAUGCUUCCCCCCUCGAGAUUAUGGAUAAAGCACUCGAGAAAUUUGGGAAUGAUAUUGCUAUUGCUUUCAGUGGUGCAGAAGAUGUUGCAUUGAUAGAGUAUGCACGCCUAACAGGACGACCAUUCAGAGUGUUCAGUCUUGACACGGGCAGGUUAAACCCAGAGACAUACAAGUUCUUUGACACAGUUGAGAAACAUUAUGGUAUCCACAUCGAGUACACGUUUCCCGACUCAGCCGAAGUUCAGUCUCUAGUUAGGAGCAAAGGGCUCUUCUCGUUCUACGAGGAUGGCCACCAGGAGUGCUGCCGUGUGAGGAAAGUGAGGCCCUUGAGAAGGGCAUUAAAGGGAUUACGUGCCUGGAUCACCGGUCAGCGCAAAGACCAAUCCCCUGGAACUAGAGCUGAAGUCCCGGUUGUUCAGGUAGACCCUUCGUUUGAGGGGCUGGAUGGCGGGGUUGGAAGUCUGGUGAAGUGGAACCCUGUGGCGAACGUUAACGGAAAUGACAUAUGGAACUUCCUUAGAGCCAUGAAUGUGCCUGUGAAUUCUCUGCACUCCCAAGGUUACAUCUCUAUCGGGUGCGAGCCGUGCACCAGACCUGUCUUGCCUGGUCAACACGAGAGGGAAGGUCGGUGGUGGUGGGAAGAUGCAAAGGCCAAGGAGUGUGGUCUUCACAAAGGUAAUCUUAAAGAAGAAACCUUGAAUGGGGUUGGGAAUGUGAGCAUCCUUGGAGAGGACACCCCAGCUGAAAAAGACAUUUUUGAUACCAAGAAUAUUGUUACCUUAAGCAGGCCAGGAAUUGAAAACAUGUUGAGAAUGGAAGAAAGGAAGGAGCCUUGGCUUGUUGUUCUAUAUGCACCAUGGUGUAGAUUCUGUCAGGGUAUGGAGGAAUCAUAUGCUCAACUGGCAGAGAGAUUAGUGGCGUCCGGGGUGAAGGUAGCAAAGUUCAGGGCAGAUGGGGAGCAGAAGGAAUUUGCAAAGAAUGAAUUGCAGCUUGGGAGCUUCCCCACAAUAAUUUUCUUUCCCAAACAUUCCUCACAUGCUAUCAAGUAUCCAUCGGAGAAGAGGGACGUAGAUUCAUUGCAAGCUUUUGUGAAUGCCCUGCGGUGAUACUGUGACGUGUUUGUUUGUAUAAUAAUUGUAAAAUUUGUAUUGUUCAUUUUAUGUAGCGCUUGUUUGGUCAGGCAGCACCCUUUCAAGUUUCAAGCAUGAUCUCUGGAAUAAUUCUAAAAAAAGGGAUUAAUCCAAGUACUAUGGAGUAUCUCUGGAAUUGCAAUGGAUGGUAUUGGGUGUACAAUCGUUAUUAUCUUGCAGAACCUCAAUCGUUAGUAUCUCUGAAAUAAAAAUUCAAAGUUGAUAGCAAUAAUCCCAACUAUUGGCGG
Messenger RNA from Cuscuta epithymum, 1820 nucleotides. The record is from the annotation of a GenBank genome assembly. Lineage: Eukaryota; Viridiplantae; Streptophyta; Magnoliopsida; Solanales; Convolvulaceae.